GUCCAUUGAUUUCCUAGCAAUUAACAGUGGCACUACUUUUGUACUGAUGCUACACCUUCUUGAAGUCUCUCUUUUCUCUCCUUGCUUCCCCCAUCUAGAAGGCUAGAACUAGAAACUGCUGGAACACUGCAAUUCCCAAUCACCCAACACAAUAAAAAAUAACACAAUCAUAAUCACAAUUCACACCACCAUCUCCAAUAUCCAAUCUCCAAUCUUCCCCUUUCGUAAAUUCCAUCCACUGCUCUAAACUAAACUCUCUCUACUUUACAAGACUAAUUUUGAUUCAACUAUGGCAACUGCAACGACGUCGUUUCCGGGAGCAUAUCUUCGUGUUCCACCGAAGAAUGAUGUUAGGAAUGCGUUAUUCUCUCAACCCAUUCUCUCUCUUAACCUCUGCUCGAGAAAACCCAACUCGCUAAAAUGUCUGAAAUUGAGUAGAAAUUCCACUAAUUUUUUGCUGCUUAAGAAUUCUGGACAUUAUAAGAGAAAUUUCAGGUCUGGCUCUUUUGUUGUUCGAUGUGAAGCUUCAGGUAGUGGCAAGAUAUCUCAACAAGAAUUCACAGAAAUGGCAUGGCAAGCAAUUGUUUCUUCCCCAGAAGUGGCGAAAGAGAACAAACACCAGAUUGUGGAGACAGAGCAUCUAAUGAAGGCCCUUCUAGAGCAAAAAAACGGACUUGCUCGCCGCAUAUUCUCCAAAGCUGGAGUUGACAAUACCCGUUUGCUUGAAGCGACUGAUAAAUUUAUACAGCGACAACCGAAGGUCCUGGGUGAAUCUGCUGGUUCUAUGUUAGGACGAGAUCUUGAGGGCCUGAUUCAAAAAGCCAGGGAUUACAAGAAAGAGUACGGUGAUUCUUUUAUGUCUGUAGAGCAUUUGGUUCUUGCUUUUGCACAAGACAAAAGAUUCGGGAAACAGUUGUUCAGUGAUUUUCGGGUUUCUGAGAAAGCAUUACGAUCUGCCAUACAGGCUGUAAGGGGACGCCAAUCGGUUAUUGACCAAGACCCAGAGGGAAAAUAUGAAGCUCUUGAGAAGUAUGGAAAAGAUUUGACUGCUAUGGCAAGGGAAGGAAAACUUGAUCCUGUAAUAGGAAGAGAUGAUGAGAUACGAAGAUGCAUCCAGAUUCUCUCAAGGAGAACUAAAAAUAAUCCUGUUCUUAUUGGUGAACCUGGUGUUGGAAAAACUGCUAUAGCUGAAGGGCUUGCUCAAAGAAUUGUUGAGGGGGAUGUUCCUCAAGCUUUGAUGAACCGUAAGCUAAUCUCCCUUGACAUGGGAGCUCUCAUUGCUGGAGCCAAAUAUCGGGGAGAAUUUGAGGAUCGGCUGAAGGCUGUACUAAAAGAAGUGACAGAGGCUGAGGGUCAGACUGUCCUGUUCAUUGAUGAGAUUCACACAGUAGUUGGAGCAGGUGCCACAAAUGGUGCUAUGGAUGCUGGCAAUCUUUUGAAGCCUAUGCUCGGCCGUGGAGAGUUGCGAUGCAUCGGUGCUACUACACUUGAUGAAUAUCGUAAAUACAUCGAGAAAGAUCCUGCAUUGGAGCGACGUUUUCAACAAGUGUAUGUUGACCAACCUAGUGUGGAAGAUACAGUCUCAAUACUUCGUGGGCUUCGUGAGAGAUACGAGUUGCAUCAUGGAGUGAGAAUUUCUGACGGUGCCCUUGUGGAGGCUGCUGUGCUCUCAGAUCGCUACAUUAGUGGACGAUUUUUACCUGACAAAGCUAUUGACUUAGUUGAUGAAGCAGCUGCUAAGCUAAAGAUGGAGAUCACAUCGAAACCUACUUCCCUUGAUGAGAUCAACCGUUCUGUAUUGAAGCUUGAGAUGGAAAGACUCUCACUUACAAAUGAUACCGACAAAGCAUCAAAAGAGAGGCUCAAUCGGCUUGAUACUGAGCUUUCUCUCUUAAAGGAAAAGCAAGCUGAAUUGACUGAACAAUGGGAGCAUGAGAAAUCUGUAAUGACACGUAUACAGUCAAUCAAAGAGGAGAUUGACAGGGUGAAUAUUGAGAUCCAGCAAGCAGAGCGAGAGUAUGAUCUUAAUCGUGCUGCUGAACUGAAGUAUGGCAGCCUCAACUCUUUGCAACGCCAAUUGGAAAGUGCCGAAAAAGAACUGGACGAGUACAUGAAAUCUGGGAAGUCAAUGCUACGUGAAGAAGUAACUGGGACUGACAUUGCUGAAAUAGUCAGCAAGUGGACUGGAAUUCCUGUUUCAAAGUUACAACAGUCUGAGAGAGAGAAAUUAUUAAACUUGGAAGAAGAGUUGCACAAACGCGUUGUGGGUCAAGAUCCUGCAGUGACAGCUGUAGCUGAGGCUAUUCAGCGCUCCAGGGCUGGCCUUUCAGAUCCACAUCGUCCGAUUGCUAGUUUCAUGUUCAUGGGUCCCACAGGUGUGGGAAAGACAGAGCUAGCAAAGGCCCUUGCCUCGUACAUGUUUAACACGGAGGAGGCCCUUGUCCGAAUUGAUAUGAGUGAGUACAUGGAGAAACAUGCCGUCUCAAGACUGAUAGGUGCCCCGCCUGGCUACGUGGGCUAUGAGGAGGGAGGCCAAUUGACGGAGAUAGUUAGAAGAAGGCCAUAUGCAGUAAUCCUAUUUGAUGAGAUAGAGAAGGCCCAUGCUGAUGUUUUCAAUGUAUUCCUUCAAAUUCUGGAUGAUGGUAGGGUGACAGACUCACAAGGUCGAACAGUGAGCUUCACCAAUACUGUCAUCAUUAUGACUUCAAAUGUUGGGUCACAGUACAUCCUAAAUGCGGAUGACGAGACAUCAUCAAAGGAGGUAACAUAUGAAAUUAUAAAGCAGAGAGUGAUGGACGCGGCCAGAUCAAUCUUUCGUCCUGAGUUCAUGAACAGAGUUGAUGAAUAUAUAGUCUUUCAGCCUCUUGAUCGUGAUCAGAUUAAGAGCAUUGUGCGAUUACAGCUGCAAAGAGUACAGUCAAGGAUUGCAGAUCGUAAGAUGAAAAUUGAAGUGACGGAUGCUGCAAUUCAGCUUCUUGGGAGCCUUGGAUAUGACCCGAACUAUGGUGCUAGGCCAGUGAAGCGUGUAAUACAGCAGCAUGUUGAGAACGAGAUUGCUAAAGGCAUCUUGAGAGGGGAAUUCAAGGAAGAGGAUUCCAUUCUUGUUGAUACGGAGGUCACAGCAUUUUCGAAUGGCCAACUUCCUCAACAGAAGCUGGUGUUCCGGAAACUGGAGCCUGGGUCGAUCUCUUCUUCAACAGAAGCCAAGCAGACAACUACUCCUGUCUAGACAUCACUGUCGACCUCAUAUUGCAUAUAGAUUUGUGCCCAAGGUUGUGAGACUAUGGUAUAUAAAAGCGGUACAGUAGUUUUUUUUUUUUGCUUAGAAAUUACACUUCAAAUAUCUUGUACACACUAUUCACAGAAAGUUUCUUUCCCAGAAUCAAAUAUUAGAGGAGAAAAUUUUGUUGUUAUGCUAGUACCUCUUUUAAUAUUUAACUAGUUAUUAGGCCCAAGCUAUGCCUCGGGUAAGAAAACAUUUCAUUUAUUAAUAUAAUACUUUAUAAUAAUAACACUAAAUAAAACUUAGCCUAGUGGUUAAGACUUUAGGAUAUGUAUUUGAGGUCUCGGAAUUAAACCCUAUACUACACAAUAUGUGGACAAUUUCUUAUUUAUGCACGUCUUUUAAUAUAUUUGUAUAGAUUAACUUA
Molecule: messenger RNA, 3650 nt
Organism: Beta vulgaris subsp. vulgaris (sugar beet)
Lineage: Eukaryota; Viridiplantae; Streptophyta; Magnoliopsida; Caryophyllales; Amaranthaceae
Product: chaperone protein ClpB3, chloroplastic
Exons: 10
Coding region: 290-3229 (979 amino acids)
Biological process (GO): cellular response to heat; protein refolding
Cellular component (GO): cytoplasm
Molecular function (GO): ATP binding; ATP hydrolysis activity
Source: RefSeq, a predicted model, not a curated record